AUGGCCGUUAUUCAAAAAUAUGGCAAGAACUAUAGUCCAGAUUUGGUCUGCCACAAGGACAACCAUCCCCCCGCCAAGAUCGGAGUCCCUGGGUGCCAUAAGAAGUGGCCUGAACACAACACCAGCUGGUCAAGGCCUGUGGCGAGGAUAUGGACAGUGGUGCUGCUGUUGGGGACGUGCCUCCUGUACUGUGCCCGUGUGGCGAUGCCUAUCUGUGCCGUCAGUAUGGCAGAGCAGUUUGGCUGGAGCAAGAGGGAGUCCGGCAUGGUACUGGGCAGCUUCUUCUGGGGCUACUGCUUCACCCAGGUGUUCGGAGGCUACGUGAGUGACAGGGUGGGAGGUGAGAAAGUCCUCCUGUUGUCUGCAGCAGCCUGGGGUUCAAUGACAGCUUUCACCCCAAUCCUGGCCCACUUCUGCUCCCAGCCGAUCCUCUCCAUGACACUAGCCCGCUUCCUUAUGGGCUUGCUGCAAGGAGUUCAUUACCCUUCUCUUGCAAGUCUGUGCUCACAAAAGGUGGUGGAAAGCGAAAGAGGCUUCCUCAUGAGCACCGUGGGUAGUGGCUCCUACCUGGGCACUUUGGUCAUUGGAGGGGCUGGCUCCCUCAUGUUGGACCUAUAUGGCUGGCAGAGUGUUUUCUAUGUUUCUGGACUCCUUUCGGUCCUGUGGGCCUACUGCAUGUGGAAAUAUCUACUCAAAGGAGAAGGGCCUAUAAUCACCCUAGAGUCCCUGGGCAGCAAUGGGGCCCAGUCCAAACUGUCCAAAAGACAUUGGUUACGGCUCUUAAAACAACCUGCUGUCUGUGCUGUAAUAGUGACGCACCUUUGCACAGCAAGCACCUUCUUCACUCUUUUAUCGUGGCUGCCAACAUUCUUUAAAGACACUUUCCCUGGCGCCAAGGGCUGGGUGUUCAAUGUUAUUCCUUGGUUAGUGGCCAUACCUUCAUCACUCUUUAGUGGAUGUCUCUCUGACCACCUCAUUAGUCAAGGCUUUGAUACAGCAUCAGUGAGGAAGUUGAUGCAGUUUUUCUCCAUGGGUGUGUCCAGUGUGUUUACCCUUCUUCUGUGUGGCACCACUACCUUCCCCUGGGCUGUAGCAUUUGUGUCUGCCACCAUGGGCCUCACCACCUUCAGUCACAGUGGUGUCUCUGUAAAUGUUCAAGAUCUCGCUCCGUCCUGUGCUGGAGCUUUAUUUGGUGUUAUGAAUACAUGUGGUGCUUUCUCAGGGGUCUUAAUGGUGUACUUCUCGGGGUAUCUCAUUGAGGCAACGGGCUCAUGGGCUUCUGUGUUUGCCCUCAUCACCACAAUCAACCUGCUCGGCCUCUGCACCUUCCUGGCAUUUGCUGAGGCACGGCGGGUUGACAUUGACUCUACUAAGGUCCGCCACCACAAUAUUCACAUCUAAAUCAUCAGUCAUUGGAGGGAGCAGAAUGCGAUCUUGGACAACCAGCAGCUGGGAUAUUAUCCAGUGCAUAUCAAGCAGUGCAAAGAUAAAUGCUAUGAACAGCUAUUAGGAAAACGUUGAUUGACUCUGUGGUUGUUUGACUGCGACCGUUACUGAAAACCACACAGCAGAGCCUCCACAAUGUUACUGGAAAUUCUCGUGGAGCUGUAGCCUCGGAUCCUGGAAGAAGACAACUGGGUUAAAGGGUGCUGCGCUAGUUAAGGAGGAACAUGGAAGGGUGAAGACUGGAGGAGGAAAGACACUACUUCCAGGUCUCAGCUUGUGCACCGUGGAAAACAGUUUACGCUUAUCAUAUGUUACAGACUAUGUUACUUAGGAAUAAGAAAAUCACGGAGAUUGUUAUCUGAAAGCCAAAGCCCACUGCUCUGCUGUGUUUGUGUGUGUGUGGAAAGAGCUGUGAGAGUGAUGGAUGUGUUACUCUCAGGAGUGAGAGCUGUGACAGUCCAAGGUGGUUUGUUUGUACCCUCAGGCGGUGUGGGUGACACAGGGAGAGUCCAGCCUCUCCUACCUGAAGGAUUUUAGUACGCCCCUCUCAGCCAUCACUGAGCAAUCUGAAUGACACAUCAUUACCCAUCCACUAAUUACUAUGAAGGUGGUUUAAUGUCCCAUACAAUUUACCUUCUUUAGUUCCCAUCUCCAUGACAGCAAAGCUUUGAAUAAGUGCACUGUCUCUGAUUGUUCUCUCAAAUGGUCUGUUUUGAGUUGGAAAAAAAGGUUAUUAAUUAAUUUAAUUAAUUGUAUUUUAUUUCUCUGUAACUGCAUGUAAUAGAAAUACCUCACUUAAUUGCUUUGAGUAAUUUUAUAUUUAUAUGGAAUAAUGAGUUUCACAUUUUUUUCUUACCACAUUGAAUAG
Messenger RNA from Archocentrus centrarchus (flier cichlid), 2314 nucleotides. RefSeq names its product solute carrier family 17 member 9b (gene slc17a9b). Gene Ontology annotation, biological process: transmembrane transport; ATP transport. Gene Ontology annotation, molecular function: transmembrane transporter activity. Gene Ontology annotation, cellular component: membrane. The coding region runs from base 1 to 1401 and encodes 466 amino acids. NCBI's taxonomy places the organism in Eukaryota, Metazoa, Chordata, Actinopteri, Cichliformes, Cichlidae. The transcript has 13 exons. The record is from RefSeq and is a predicted model, not a curated record.